Messenger RNA from Tetrahymena thermophila SB210, 894 nucleotides. RefSeq names its product proteasome subunit beta type protein. Lineage: Eukaryota; Ciliophora; Oligohymenophorea; Hymenostomatida; Tetrahymenidae. The record is from RefSeq and is a predicted model, not a curated record. Gene Ontology annotation, cellular component: proteasome core complex. Gene Ontology annotation, molecular function: threonine-type endopeptidase activity. The transcript has 4 exons.
AUGGAAAAUAUCUUAUCAACUGAAAACUUAGGUUUCGCUGAUUCAUUCAACUACACUAGCAACAAAUUGGGUAGAUCAUUAAAUACAAAGUUAGAUGAUAUCGUUAAAUCAAAUGGUUAAUUCGGAUUUGAAUAGGUUCCUUUGAGUGAUCCUACUUAACUUGUUCAUAAUAUUAAGGAUGCCAAGGGUCCUGAGCGUUCUUUGAUGGAAUUCAAGAAGGGUACAACUACCCUCGCCUUUAAAUUUUAGGGUGGUGUUAUCGUUGCAGUCGAUUCCAGAGCUUCAUAAGGUAGUUUUGAUGCUUCUGAAACAGUUCGUAAAAUCAUUGAAAUUAACGAUCAAUUACUCGGAACAAUGGCUGGUGGUGCAGCUGAUUGCUAAUUCUGGGAGCAAUAUUUGGCAAUUGAAUGCAGAAAAUAUCAAUUAUAAAAUCGUGAAAAGGUUUCUGUUGCAGCUGCCUCAAGAAUCCUGAUUAAUAUUUUAUAUUCCUACAGAAAUCAUGGACUCUCUAUGGGUUGUAUGCUUACUGGAUGGGAUCACGAAGGUGCUUAGCUCUACUAUCUUGAUAACGAUGGUCAAAGAAUUAAGGGAAACAUUUUCUCUUGUGGUUCUGGUUCUACUUAUGCCUAUGGUGUUCUAGAUAACGAAUAUCAUUACAAUUUAAGUGUAAAGGAAGCAGCUGAAUUAGGUAGAAAGGCAAUUUAUCAUGCCACUCAUAGAGAUGCUGGUUCUGGUGGUGUUGUUAGAAUUUAUCACGUCCAUGCUCCUAAUGCUUAAGGUAAGGGCUGGACCAUUAUUGAAGAUGGUGAAGAUGUUAAUAAACUCCACUACUUCUACGAAGGUGCUAAAGGAGCUGUUGGUGAUGGUGAUUUCGUCAAUGCUGAACUCUUGUGA